AUGAAUUAAACAUCAUCAAGAGAAUAUGGUAACAUUCAAAGUUCAAACUCUUCGAGAAUCUAAUCUAGCUCUCUUACAAAAGCACAUUCGAAAUUACAAUAAUAAAUGCCAUAAAAUGAAUUCGUAAUGGAAUAUCCUUGUUAACCAAAAGACUCUAUCACCUAUGACAUAAACGGAAUCGACCUUGACAUCAAAGAACAUUAAAUACUUGAUUCAUACUCGAAUAGAAGUAAAUAGUAACAUUCUUAAUCCAUGAUUAUUUUGGCAGAAAGGAGAAAAAUUACAUCUCCAUCGAUUAAAAAAAACAAGAAAAAAAUAAAAAUGGAAUAAAUUAUCAAAAAAUUUAUAGAGAAAAUUAAGAUUAGUAAUAAUUUAUACACGAAAUAACCUUAUGUUAAUACACUAUUAUAAACUUAUUCCAUCCCAUUCGUUAAAGAAAAGGCAAACAAUCUAAGUGUAAUGGACAAGAUAAAGCAAUCUAUAAGGCUUCCUAUUCCAAGACAAUGUAAGUUGAGAUAAUUUUGGAAAUUAUUAAUGCAAAUCACUUAUUUAACUACUGUUAUUUUUUCUCCACUAAUUUUAAUUUAUCCAAGCAACAUUUACAUUUAAGCCCUAUUAUUUACAUAAUUAACAUUAUUAGUCUUUAAUUCAAUUUUAAAUUUAAAUACAUGCUUUUACAAAAACGGAGUAGAAGUAACUCAUUUACCCACAAUUCAAUUGAAUUAUUUAAGAAGAUAUGGGUUACAGGAUAUAAUAUAAUACUUGUCAUUUAUCUUUAUUUUAUAAUUUUGUGAAUAGAAUUAAUAAAUUUCGAUAAUUGCUUUAAUUAUAUUGAAUCUUCUCAUUAUUAGAUUAAUCAAAUUAAAUUCUCUAAUAUCGUAAUAAAAUAGUAUUAUUUUGGGUUGGCAAUUUGUUAAAGGAUUAGCUUAUUGUCAUUUUUUUUCUUUAAUUUCAAUUUCAUACAAUGAGGAUAUAGGUUUGGAAUCGAUUAACGUAUAAUUGAAAUACUACUUGAGCUAUCUACAUGAAUAUAUAAAUGAAUAUUUGACUCUACAAAGUUGUUUAGUAAACAGUACAAAUUUUGAAUUGUUAAUAUCAUUUUUGAUCCAAAUUAUUUUUACAUUCAAUAGAGUAAAAUUAAUUUUAGAUCUCUUAUUUUACUUUCAUUAAAAUGUCCAUAAGUAUUUAUUGAAGAAAAAUUAUCUUGAUUUGAAAUCUUACUUGCAGAACCAUUAAGUUGAUUAAAAUCUAAUGAAAAAAGCACUUAGUAAUUACAAAUUUGAGAUGAAAAAAGAUUAUUAACAGUAAAAUUUCAUGAUGGAUUCCCAAUCUAUUAAGUAUAUAGAUUAUGAAAUUUAGAAGGCAAUUUAGAAUACUGUGAAUACUAAAUACUUUAAGAAAAUCUUGGUAUUAGGUUAAUUUUCAUAAAAUAUCUAAGAAAAACUAGUUGAAAAUAUGUCCAUACAGUAUUUUCAACCUAAUGAAAUAAUAUUGAGAUAAAAUUGCAAAGAUGAUGAUUCCAUCUAUUUAAUUAAAAAAGGAUAAGUAAAGGUAUGUUAUUAGAGUGGGAAUAAGAAAUAGUUUGGGAUUAAAUCAUUGGGAGAAAUGUAAACGUUUGGUGAGGUCUCCUUUUUUACUGGACUACCUAGAACAAGUACAAUAGUCAGUCUAGGUCCUGUUGAAACAUAUAAAAUUAGUAGAAGCGAUUUCUUAGAGUCAAUUAAAAAUAACCGUCAAGAUUUGGAAAUAGCAACCUAUAUGAAAGAUUAAAUCCUAUAGAAUAAUUAAUAUGGUUUAAUUGGAUUAAAAUGCUUUUGUUGUAAAUCGAAAGAGCAUUUGAUAUUUUAAUGCGACAAACUUCAUUAUAAGCCUGAUAAAGAAAAGAUUAUUAGUAAAUACUAAUAUGCUCACCUUUAAUCAAGGAGAUAAUAUAAAAGGAGUCACAGGAGAACAAAUAAUACUAGAGAGCAUCUAUUCCAAAUAGGAAUGGCUGGGGAAGAGUUUCAGGAAAAUAAUUAUUUUUUAGAAGAUUAGUCUGAGAUACUAAAAGAGUUAACAUAAAAUUAUAAUUUCUAAUCUUCUACCAAUAUUUAACAAAAUCAAUCUUAAGCAGUUGGAUUAUUUCCAAGUAGGGAAAGAAUUAAGUCAGUCGAUAAAAAUAGCAUUUUAUUGAUAAGUGAAAUAGAUGAUGUGAGAGAGUAGUUUUAAGAAUUGGAUCCAAUGGUUUAUAAAAAAGAUAAAGGUCAUUUCCCUUCAAAUAAUAAUUUUCCAAUAAAGGAAGUUAUUUAAGAACUUGAAGGGGAAGACUCAAGUUCAAAUUCAAAUGAUACUAUACCUAAUGAUAUUUGUAUUACUCAUUUGCAACCUAGUUCAGAUAAACAAAAGUAAAAUACUAAUUUAUUAACAAUUCCUGAUAAAGACAAACUUCAAGAAAUGCUAAUAAUUAAUCCCAACAGCCAAGGUCAACAAGUGAAUAGUAGUUGCUAAAUUCAACACUCUUAGGAAAUGAAAAACUCUUCUAUAUAAAACAAAAAAUCUUUAAGCUAAACUUUGUUACAUGUUCAAUAGAAUGAUUUCACUAAAAAAAAUGAUAAUUUGAAAUCACCUAGCAGGUAGGCUUAUUAUGAUGAACUCGAUUUAAAUCCUUUGGAUCGAUCAUCUCCUGGGAUGAAAAAGAUAAAUAAAAGCCCAUAAUAAAACAAAGCUAAGAUAGAAGAGAGUCCAUAAAUAUUUAUAGACCUAAAUAAUAAUUCUAGUCAUUUUUUCUGUUUAGAAGAUAAAGAAGAAUUAGACAAAGCAUAAAAUUACAUCUAUUAUUACCCGUACUUCAACCCUGAAUUUUUAAUUAAUUAGUAAUUAAUUUGGACUAAUAUUAGAUAUAAUCAUUUUAAAAUUCAUAGAAUCCAAAAAUAUGUUAAAAAAAGUCCUUAUACUAUCAGUUAUGUUAUUAGUGAUAAAAUUAAAUAAAAAGCCAUUUUAAAAUGA
This is a messenger RNA of Paramecium tetraurelia, 2985 nucleotides long. RefSeq lists its product as uncharacterized. The transcript is spliced from 5 exons. Lineage: Eukaryota; Ciliophora; Oligohymenophorea; Peniculida; Parameciidae. The record is from RefSeq and is a predicted model, not a curated record.